Phoenix dactylifera (date palm) is the source of this 1394-nucleotide messenger RNA. RefSeq lists its product as uncharacterized. NCBI's taxonomy places the organism in Eukaryota, Viridiplantae, Streptophyta, Magnoliopsida, Arecales, Arecaceae. Gene Ontology annotation, molecular function: DNA binding. The record is from RefSeq and is a predicted model, not a curated record.
GAGCGGGGGGGGCAUCGGCUGACCCUGCGGGCCUUAACCGUCUAUCAUUUCUUCCCCCCAUAUAAAUAUAUUAAUAUUUUCCGCUGAGCUCGUACCAAUUCGUUCGAGAGCGGGAACUCGUCCACCCCAGCGAAAACUCGAAAACAGAGCAGAUGGCGGCCAAUGAAGCAGAGAGGAAGGUAGCGGAGGAAUCGCCGGCUGAGAAAGAGCGCGGCGCGGAGGAGGUCGUCGACAGGGAGCUCACGGCGCCACCGGGCUGGAGGAAAAAGUUGAUGCCCAAAAAAGUCGGAACGCCACGUAGAAAUGACGUAGUUUUCAUAUCGCCAAAUGGUGAAGAAAUAAAAAAUAAGAAACAACUGGAAAUUUUCCUACGUUUGCACCCUGAAAAUCCACCAUCCUCUGAAUUUGACUGGGGAACAGGACAAACGCCUAGGCGUUCUGCUAGAAUUAAUGAAAAGAUGAAGGCAGCAGAAAACCCAGAAGGUGAAAAAUCCAGAAAACGAGAAAGAAAAGCAAGCUCCAAAAAAACAGAAAAUGAAAAAAAAGCUAAUGAUAGUGUGACUGAAGGUCCUGCAGCUCAGGAAGAUGCAAAAGUUGAAGCUGAAGAUGCAACAGUUGAAGGCACAGGUGCAGUUGAUGAAAAAGUAAAAGCCGAUGGAGAUGGUGAUGAAAAAUCCAAAGAAGAGUUUAUUUCUGCAGAAACUGCACUAAAAGAGGGAGCAGAAAAUAUUGGAGAGAAAACUGAAGAAUUGGAAGAAAGCAGUAAGGUUAUCCCUGCUGAUACUGACAUACUGCCUCCACCUACUGAUUCAGCUGAGCAAGUGGUGAAAGAAAGCAAGGUUCCAGAAGAAGGAAGCUGCAAAGAUAAAGAUGCUGCAGUUCCUGUGGAUGCACCUGUCAACCCUGAUGAUGGGCAACUUCAGCCCGAGACCUCCCCAGAAUUGCUGAAAGUCAUUAAAAGUUAGGCACUUGGCUGUUCCAAUCUGUUUUUUUCUGAGUUUUAGUCUGAAGUCUGAACAUAUAGUUGGUGAUGGACAUUGAGAGUUAUUGUUGUAUCCUGUUUGAAUCUCCUGGGAUGUAACUUGGGAAUAUCUUCUGAUACCAUUUAACCUAUCAUGUGAACUCAAUAUUCUUGAAUGUUUGUAUUUUGUUUUUACAAUAGCAUGUCACAGGUUUCGUGCAUGAGGCCAGACUUAAAUUCACUGUGGUAACUUGUCUGACUGCCAAGUUUGUUUUCAUUUAGCAGGUAUUCUGGGUAAAAUCUUGUUGGCGCACAAUGUACGUGUAUGAGCUAUUCAUUCAGUGUUUUAUUGCUAAAGAUUGAACGGAGUCCAUAUUUUAAAUGGUAAUGGGGAUUUGUUUUUGCUUUUCAAUGAAAUGUAUAUUCAGUGUGA